Messenger RNA from Trichechus manatus latirostris (Florida manatee), 564 nucleotides. It is a transcript of the gene LCN10, whose product is annotated as lipocalin 10. Bases 1 to 564 code for a protein of 187 amino acids. The transcript has 7 exons. Lineage: Eukaryota; Metazoa; Chordata; Mammalia; Sirenia; Trichechidae. Gene Ontology annotation, molecular function: small molecule binding. The record is from RefSeq and is a predicted model, not a curated record.
AUGAGGGCUGUGCUGCUGGUGGCUCUCCUGGUGCUGGUCCUGGUCCUGGUGCUGGCCGCCACUUCCCAGGCACAGGAGCAGCUCCCCAAGGAGUCCCACAAUAUCAACUGGAAUAAGUUUUCAGGCUUCUGGUAUAUUCUCGCCAUUGCCACUGAUGCCAAGGGCUUCCUGCCGGGCAGAGAAAAAAGGAAGCUAGGGGCGUCCCUGGUGGAGGUCCACAAGGCGGGCCAGCUGAAGGUGGUCAUCGCCUUCAGUCGGUCCCAGGGGUGCCAGUCCCACACAGUCCUCCUGCGGAAGGACUACAAGAAGGCCGUGUUCAGGAAUACCUUGAGGGGGAUCAAAGCCUUCCGCGUGCUAGCCACUGACUACAGCCACGGGGUGGUCCACGUUCGGCUGGGCCGGGCCGGCCGGGAAUACAAGACCCUGCUGCUGUUCAGCCGGCGGACCACGGCGAGCUUCCUGAGCAUCAAAGAAUUCAUGGACACAGCUGAGGUGCUGCAGCUCCUAGACGAUGCAACUAUCCUUCCAAAAGAUGCCUCCUGUGCGAACACCCUUCUGCCGUGA